Oncorhynchus keta (chum salmon) is the source of this 1609-nucleotide messenger RNA. Its product is annotated as eukaryotic translation initiation factor 2 subunit 2-like. Gene Ontology annotation, molecular function: translation initiation factor activity; mRNA binding; translation initiation factor binding. Gene Ontology annotation, biological process: formation of cytoplasmic translation initiation complex; formation of translation preinitiation complex; translational initiation. Gene Ontology annotation, cellular component: eukaryotic translation initiation factor 2 complex. NCBI's taxonomy places the organism in Eukaryota, Metazoa, Chordata, Actinopteri, Salmoniformes, Salmonidae. The transcript is spliced from 9 exons. The record is from RefSeq and is a predicted model, not a curated record. Bases 261 to 1265 code for a protein of 334 amino acids.
AAAUGUGUCAAAUCAGCACUUGCUGUGUAAAAAACAUUUGUUGGCAAGUUUUCAGGCGUUUUGAAUGGGUUAUUUCUAUGAUCAUUCGACAAGUUAUCUAAACUGGACCUGGUAACCCUGAAUAUCGACCUCAUUACGUUAGUCCACGAUUGCGCAUUGACAAUUUACCGCUGAUGCAAGAAGUGUCGGCGAAUUGAAGUGAGACUGAUCUUGGGAUAAAAAAAAAAACUUCCUCGAUCGUUCUUGUUCUUUCCGCAAACAUGUCAGGAGACGAAAUGAUAUUCGACCCCAACAUGACCAAGAAGAAGAAGAAGAAGAAGAAGAAGAAGCCUUUCAUGCUGGAAGAAGAAGGUGGAGACGGAGUGGCAGAGGACACACAGCAGGUAGAGGCCAAGGAGGUGGAACCUGACGGUGGGGAGGACAGAGAGUUCGACCUGGACGAGGACGAGGGAAGGAAGAAAGAGCAAUCCGACGAUCUUGAUGACCUGAACUUUUUCAACCAGAAGAAAAAGAAGAAGAAGCCCAAGAAAGGGUUUGAUAAUGACAUUGAGGAGGGGAUAAAGGAGCUGAAAAUUGAAGAAGAGCAGAGCGAGGCAGCGGAAGAGGAAGACUUGGAUCUUCAGUUGCCAGCAAAGAAAAAAAAGUCCAAGAAGGUUGACUUCCAGGAGGAAGGAGAGAUACUUGAGAAGGACGAUGGCCUCGAGGACGAUGAGGGGGGAAAAAAUGAUGGCAUCUCAUUCAGCUCCCAGUCUGGUCCGGCGUGGUUAGGGACAGACAGAGACUACACAUAUGAUGAGCUGCUGAACCGUGUCUUCAACAUCAUGCGGGAGAAGAACCCUGACAUGGUGGCCGGAGAGAAGAGAAAGUUUAUUAUGAAGCCCCCUCAGGUGGUCCGAGUGGGCACCAAGAAGACCUCGUUUGUCAACUUCACUGAUAUCUGUAAACUGUUGCAUCGUCAGCCAAAACAUCUUCUGGCAUUUUUAUUGGCUGAGCUGGGGACAAGUGGCUCCAUAGAUGGAAAUAAUCAGCUUGUGAUCAAAGGAAGAUUUCAACAGAAACAGAUUGAAAAUGUCUUGAGAAGAUAUAUUAAGGAAUAUGUGACGUGUCACACGUGUCGCUCCCCUGACACCAUCCUACAAAAGGACACCCGUCUCUACUUCCUCCAGUGUGAGACCUGCCACUCGCGCUGCUCCGUGGCCAGCAUCAAGACUGGCUUCCAGGCUGUCACGGGCAAGAGGGCACAGCUCCGUGCCAAAGCCAACUAAGGCCAACCCAACCCUGGCUUCUCCCUCUCUGACCCGCCGGAGCUUUGGAUCCUAUUGAUAACUGGACUUUUGUUUGGAGUCUGAGAGGGUUUGUUGUUGUCGCUGCAUUAUGUGAGAGAGAAACGCUACAAGCUCUGAGGAUCGAAGUUCUUGCAGGUCAUAAGGAGCAGUGCGCAGAUGCAUAAGGUUUCACAUGCAAACACCCAUUUUUCUCUUUUCUCAGCUGAGGGAAGAUUCUUUCAGAGCUUCUCUAUUCCCUCCAAGUGUGUCUUCUUCCCACAUUUCUUCAAUCGUAUGUAGCCCACAUAUCGGAUCAUAAAGACAAAGCUGUUAUGACAAAGUAA